AUGGAGGAUCAAAGUUGCAACCAUGGUGGAUGUAGCAUGUCCUCGCCCUACCGGGGAGUCCGGAAGCGGAAAUGGGGCAAAUGGGUGUCCGAGAUUCGCGAGCCUGGAAAGAAAACUCGAAUUUGGCUGGGAAGUUUCGAGACGGCGGAAAUGGCGGCUGCGGCGUACGACGCGGCAGCAUUGCACCUUAGAGGGCCCGAAGCGCGGCUGAAUUUUCCCCAGCUUAGGGACAAUAUCCCUAAGCCUGCAAGCUCGAGUGCGGAGGAUAUACGUUUGGCGGCUCAAGAGGCCGCUUUGGGUCUCAAGAGGCCUACCGAAGAGCCUGAGGCAGGUAGCUCCAGCUCCAACCCGGGUCCGGUAAGGAUAGGACUCUCUCCGAGUCAAAUUCAAGCCAUUAAUAACUCACCUCUCGACUCACCUAAAAUGUGGAUGGAGUUGGCAGAUGCUCCUAUGGUAGAAGAACAUGUCAUUUUUUCUAAUGAUAUUGAGAUGAGUGAUUGGGAAGAAAUACCUGAUGAUUCCUUAUGGGAUUCCUAG
Cornus florida is the source of this 537-nucleotide messenger RNA. Its product is annotated as ethylene-responsive transcription factor ERF021-like. The record is from RefSeq and is a predicted model, not a curated record. NCBI's taxonomy places the organism in Eukaryota, Viridiplantae, Streptophyta, Magnoliopsida, Cornales, Cornaceae. Gene Ontology annotation, molecular function: DNA-binding transcription factor activity; DNA binding. Gene Ontology annotation, biological process: regulation of DNA-templated transcription. The transcript has a single exon. Bases 1 to 537 code for a protein of 178 amino acids.